CAUGUCUGUUACCCUGUUCCAUAACCCUAGAAAAAACUCAUAGAAUCUGCUUCUGCUAAGUCUUCAAAUCCGAACAAAAAAGCUCCAUAAACGAAAAUCUGGAAAAUGCAAACAAACAAGGAGCUCCAUAAAUGCAUUUUGUGGUUUCAGGUCACGAGCUCGGUAUUACCCACGAAAAACGGUUAAAAGCGGAAGCAAAAACCAUCUGCUAUUUCUCCUCGAGUAGGCCUGAUCCCAAGAUAAAAACCAUUUCUCUGCUCUCGGAUUUUCUUACAUCUUUACCCUGGUCGUCGCCACCAUUACUAUUAUACUUAUAGAGAGAGAGAGAACUUUCUCCGUUCAUUUCAUUGUCUUUCAAUUCCUUUCCUGAAAAGGAGUUGAAGAAGCAGACCAGAAGGUGUGCACCCACUUCCAGCCCGACCGACUAUGGCAUUCCCGUGAGGGGGAUAAAAGGAGAGGGAAAAGAAUUCUCUUAUCCCACGUACCAAUCGCUUCUUUUCAUACAUCUCCUUUCCCCAGUGAAUCCGAGGCCUAAGGUCUAACCCUUGUUGCUUCUUGCUAUCCAACGGCUUCUCCCAUGAUUUCAUUGUUUGUUAUGAAUCGAGUGAUGACCAUUUAAUACAUGUUUAGCCCACUCCGCUAUUUUCUGCAAUUUAGAACGACAGAUGUCUCCGGACUCACUAGUCUCAUUCUCAUGGCCUGAUCUGCUUGGAUUUGGGCUCCUAAUGAGCAGAGAAGAAAACCCAUUUACAGUGGUUUUUUGCACAGAGAGGGAUCUUCUUUUUAAGGGUUCGGUGCCAUUUCUUUAAAUGGGGAGCAUGAAAAUCUGUCAUGUGUGCCUACAGAUAAAUGAAGAACAUAUCAAUGCGGUCUGACUUUGAUGGUGUGGAUUAUGAAGCAGAGCAGGCACCACAGAAGGGGAUAGUAGAGGAGACUACAAGGCCACCGCUUGUUCCAUCCGAGAAGAACAAUGCAGCCAAUGGAAGGCCUAAAACGAGGGAAGUUACAUCUAGGUACAAGGCUGGGAUCACAUCGCCUUCCCGCUCCACACCGGAUGUCCGUAGGCGGUGUCCAUCGCCUAACGUCACACGGACUGUUUCUACAUCAUCCCCUUCGCUCCCCAAGCGAGCUCAAUCGGUUGGCCGGAGGCGCCCUUCCACACCACCUUCCCCACCAAGGCCUUCAACGCCAGUCCAAGAUACGUCUGCAGAAACACACACCUCUUCCAGGAGGAUGAGCGGCAGGACACCAGAGGGCUUGUGGCCCUCAACAAUGCGGAGUCUUUGUGUUUCUUUCCAGUCAGACACUUUCUCCCUUCCCAUUACUAAGAGAGAAAAACCAGUUAGCCACGCUUCUGAUCACACCUUAAAGCCUUCAUCCAAUGUGGCAUAUAAGCAGGCUGAAUCACCUGCUGUUCAGCGCAAGGCAACACCUGAGAAGAAAAGGAAUCCCCUUAGAGGGAAGAACGCCUCUGAUCAGUCAGAGAAUUCAAAGCCUGUAGAUAAUUCAUAUGCUCGAGUGAUAGAUCAUCAUAAAUGGCCUAGCGCAACAGGUGGGAAGUUAUCUCCUAAUGUCUUGACAAGAAGCGUGGAUCUUACUGACAGGAGUAGCAGAAGAGCUUCUUUUCCACUUCCAGUAAGAGGGGUUUCUCCAGUGGGGAGGCCAUCAACACAUGAUGGUUUGGGCAAACGGCUACAAAAAACUGCUUGUGACGUAGCAAAGCAAAUAACAUUUGAUGAUAGUGGGAGAGUGGAGUUUGAGAGGGAUAUAGGUGAUGACAGUUCAUUGAGACUGUCUGGAAUUCACAAGUCUGUUCCUUCAAGUGUUGGGGUUUCUUUGGGUUCAUCAGAAAGAACUUUGUCAACAACUCGCACCAGUAGGUGUCAGCGUCUGCCAUCACCAAGUAAAGCCUUGUCAACUCCUUCUAGAGGGGUCAGCCCAUCCCGGACAAGGUCAUCUAAUCCUUCAAUAAGCUCAUUGACAAAUCGAUCCAGCAACUCGGCUUCUGUUCUCAGCUUUAUCACUGAUGUUAGAAAAGGAAAGAAAGCAAUGAACCACAUAGAAGAAGCUCAUCAGCUGCGGCUACUAUACAAUAGAUACUUGCAAUGGCGGUAUACCAAUGCUAGAGCAGAUACUGCAUUGUCUGUCCAGAGAGUUACAGCUGAGAGAACUUUGUUCAAUGUGUGGAUCAAUACUUCAGAUUUAUGGGAUUCUGUCACCACAAAAAGGAUCAAGCUCCAACAGUUGAGGCAAGAGCUGAAAUUGAAAUCAGUUCUGAACGAACAAUUGGCUUACCUUGAGGAUUGGGCUUUGUUGGAAAGUGAUCAUCUUAGUUCCUUAUCUGGAGCUAUUGAAGCUUUAGAGGCUAGCACUCUCCGUCUUCCAGUUACUGGAGGAGCAAGGGGAGAUAUUCAGACUGUGAAGGAUGCUAUUUGUUCGGCAGUUGAUGUGAUACAGGCAAUGGGUUCUUCCAUCUGCUCAUUAUUGUCAAGGGUGGAGGGGAUAAACCAUUUUGUUUCUGAACUUGCUGAUAUAGCAACACAGGAAAGAGCUGUGCUUGAUGAGUGUGAAGAUCUAUUAGCUUCAACCACAGCAAUGCAGAUAGAGGAGAAUAGCCUCAGAACCCACCUCAUACAACUGCGGCAAGCUUCAAGGAGGAAAUCUUGAGAAUGGAAACAUGAGUGAUCUCUCCGGAUGGCUAAGAAAACUUCUGGUUCCCCUUGUACUGGGAAGAGAGAGAGAUGUGCCCACUUGGUUCCAGAUGAGUGUAAAUUGAUCUUUUACCAGUCAUGAAAAUUUUAUAUUUUUAUUUUUAUUCCAUUUCAAUUUUUUCUUCUUCAACCAAGGGCUGUAAGUGCUCUUCUCUUCACGUGUAAUUUUUGUAUCACUCAAAUGAAAAGGAAAUGCAAAAUGAAGCAAAAAAUAGAAAACUAAUGCAGUAGCCAAGUACAAAA
Nelumbo nucifera (sacred lotus) is the source of this 2954-nucleotide messenger RNA. Its product is annotated as AUGMIN subunit 8-like. Gene Ontology annotation, cellular component: nuclear microtubule; cytoplasm. The record is from RefSeq and is a predicted model, not a curated record. Gene Ontology annotation, molecular function: microtubule binding. Lineage: Eukaryota; Viridiplantae; Streptophyta; Magnoliopsida; Proteales; Nelumbonaceae. Gene Ontology annotation, biological process: spindle assembly.